AUACAAAACUAAUGGAUGGAGAAACGGAGAAUACAGGUAUUGUCUACACAACAUUUUCGGGGAAGAUUUAUACUAUCUGUUACGAUGACUUUGACAUAAAUGCAGCUAAUGUGGUGUGUAAUCAUUUAAGAUACAACGGGGCGGUGGAUUUUACUGCUGGUAGUCCUGGCUCAACUCAAAUAUAUAACAAAAAGCUUAUCUGUGAGGGAAAGGAAAGUUCAUUAUCAGAGUGUAACAAUGCCAUUGAUAUCAUCGAAAACUGCACCAAAGCUGUAUAUAUCACAUGCAGAGCCGUACGUUUGACCCAUUGGAAUGAGUUCAGUGACGAGGGAGCAGUCGAAAUUUACCAUAAUGGAUCUUGGGGAUUCAUUGGUGAUCCUGGGUAUACUUUUGAUAACGUAACGGCUACGUACCUUUGCCAGAUAUUUGAUUUUCAAAAUGGAGGCUUCAGCGCAUCUGCUCGACCAUUGGAUACUUAUUACAGAAAAGCCUGGCUCAGUUCUUUGAAAUGCACAGGAAACGAGACUCAUAUAAUGCAGUGUGAUCAUCCAGAAUUUUCGUUUACACCAUCUCUAAUGACUACAUAUAAGAGAGGCACAUGGCUUUAUUGUUUUGACUUCAACAUAAGAUCAAUACGACUGGUAAACGGAUCAAAAUUUUAUGACGGCAAAGUUGAGUUAGAGGUUAAUGGUCGGUGGGGAUCAGUUUGUACAUACGCUAUGUCAUUUUGGCAGAAAGAGUCAGCUGGUGAUGUUGUUUGUAAAUACCUGGGUUAUUCAGGGAUAGACAAACUGCUAGAAGAUAAUAACGUCGGAAACAUCGGUGAUUUAUUUUGGAUGUCGGGAAUUUCCUGCGAUGGAACUGAAUCAAGCUUAAUGAACUGUACAUACACAAAAGGGGCGAUUCCACCUUGUUACACCUAUCCUUUGUAUCUGGCUGUUCAGUGCAUAGACAUAGAUGAAUGUUUAUCCAGUCCAUGUCUUCACGGAGGUUCAUGUGAAAAUGGAAAUAUGUCAUAUACAUGCAAAUGUUCUAACAAAUGGGGUGGUACCAGUUGCGAGAUAGAUCUAGAAUUCGAUGCUUGUAUAGACACACCGUGUCUUAACAAUGGAACUUGCAAAGAUUUACUUGAAGGAUUCAAAUGUAUCUGUGCUAUUGGAUUCGAUGGGGAUAAGUGUCAAAAUAAUAUCAAUGACUGUGAUCCACCACCAUGUAGAAAUGCAGGCAGUUGUGAGGACAGAGUCAACGGAUACAAGUGUUACUGUCUAAGUGGAUACUCUGGCAUAAAUUGUCAAAUAGAAACAGAAAGCCAUACUACGUUAGUAGCAAUACUCGCGUCCACAAUUUGUGUGUUACUACUUGGCAUUGUCCUGAUUGGUUGUCUCUGUCUCAGGUACAGGAGAAAACAGAAAAAGACAAAAUCAAAAGGAGAGGCUAAACCAAGAACUGAGGAGGAAGCAUGCAAAGAAUCAAAUACCACAGAUCAAGAGGGGUACAAACAUAUUUACCAUUCUGUGAAAGAGAAUGCUUUCGGAACAGACACUAGCGAAGUAUAUGCUGAAAUCAAAGAAGGGAAUUUGGAUGAUUAUCUUACUCCAGCAUCAGUUGUUGGGCCAGCUAAAGACGCUGAUGGCUAUAUUACAAUCGGAAAUGAUGAAAACAGAGGAGUACGCUAUCAAAACCGAAAUGACACAAAAAAUGACGCUUAUUCAAAGCUUUCUAGAAUUGAAACGUCUGACGACUAUUCAAAGCUUUCUAGUUCUGAAACUUCUUAGGAGGAAUCUGCUAAACAAUUUGCUUCGACACAUUGAAUGCAGUCAUGAGCAUAACGUGAUAUAUCUUUAAAAACAAAUCCAUAUUGGAGUUUAUUGUCUUGCCUUAACGAGUUGCAUGUUAUAAAUUUCCGGCAUUAACCAUGAAUUUCCCGUUAUUCUGUUGUCUUUUUUAUAAUGAACUUAAAAUUAUAGAUAGGUGAAGAAAAUAUGACUGUCCUUGUGUAAACUGUUUUAUACCUUAGUAGACAGUAAUAUAAGAUAUAUGAGAAGUAUUUUGAAUUAUCCAGAUGUCAUUAUUUACUUCAUGUUUUUUUUAAGUUGUGAAAAUUAUAGAUAAUGUAUGAAAAUAUGUCUGUCCUUAUAUUAUGAAAAGUUUUUAUACUUAGUCGACGUAAUAUAAGAAUUAUAAAAGUAUUUUGAAUUAUCCCGAUGUCAUUUUUACUUCAUGUUCAUGUUGUUUUUUUUACAAUAAAGCGAAACUUAUGGGUAAGUGAUAAAAUAUGACUGUCUUUGUGUUAAGAAAAGUUGUUUUCAUACCUGAGACGACAGUGAUAUAAGAUGCAUGAAAACUAUUACGAAUUAUCCAGAUGUCAAUGUUUUACUUCGUGGACUAACAUUAUUAGGUUAUUUAACAUUGUUCUGUACAAUACGGAGAUAUAUUUGGACUCGUACCCAGCUGAGAAAACCAUAUUGGACGAGCCGCUAGGCGAGUUCAAUAUGGUUUUCUCAGCUGGGUACGAGUCCAAAUAUAUCUCGUAUUGUACAGUACAAUGUUAAAUAACCUUUUUAUUCUAUAUCUUUUUUUAUCUUACUAUAAUAAUAGUUUAAAUUAAAGAUGUUUCACUGAAUAUUGUAUUCCUGCCUUUUCUAGUUUUUCCCAGCUUAGUAUGAGUGCAAAUAUAUAUUAUACAGAAAAAUGUUAGACCUUAAAUAACCUUUUUAUUCUAUAUUUAUUUCACUUCAUACGUAAUAUACGUAAUUCAUUGAAUGUUGUUUUUUCUGCUUAAUAUCAUCAUUAAAAAAGUAUAUGGUGAAACCUCCCUACAUUAGCCAUUUGGCGAUUUGGGUGGUAAUAAUACUUGGCUGAGAUAUUAUGCCCACAAACAUUGUCAGCAAGUUUGGUGAAGAUCGGAUAAAAACUGUUCGACUUAAAAGAGCGUACAAGGCUAAAUUCCCCGUUUUUCGAGUAAUUCAAGGACUAUAAUCAAAGAGUGCCUGGUACAAUUUGGCUGGUUAUCGAAAUUGGCCGAGAUGUAAUGCCCACAAACAUUGUCAGCAAGUUUGGUGAAGACCCGACGAAAACUGAAUUAUAGAACAGACAUGUUUUGGAUGCUAACCGUCCGUCCGCUGCCAUUCAUAAUCUUCUCCAUUUUGUUUCUUAACCGUCAAAUAAAAACUGCUGAGGUAGCUAUUCAGACAGUCAGGGCUGAUACCAAUUUCUAGGUUUCGUCCGGAACGGCUUCUUUUAGCGACUUUUCAAAUAUUCCAACAUCUGAUGAUCCUUUUUACUGUAUUUUUAAGUUUUUGAUUGUUAACGAAUGUUUAAUACAUGUAUCUAAAUCAGAUAGCAUUGUUAUCCCUUGAAUCGUUUUUGUGUGUUGUAAACUAAAAAACUCAAAUUAAAUCCAGAUUUCAAGACGCAUAAUCAAACUCUGUACAUAGAGCGCCUACUUCAUCCGAUUUACAUUCGGAACAUUUUCACGCGUUUCGGGCUUUAUCAUAUGUUUAACAUGAGACUGUUGAACCGUCCAAAUACAGAAAAUACAGGAUUUUUUGUACGCGCGUGCGUCCAAAUACAGAAAAUACAGGAUUUUUGUACGCACAUGCAUCCAAAUACCGUAAUAUAUUGUACGGUCACGCGUUGCAAAUGAACGUUCGCAAUUGGAUAGAUAAAAUAGGUAUAGAAAAAUUGAGGGAUAAAGGCCCGUUAGGGUUUUGAUAUAUUUAGUUUUUUUUUCUGUGAAUUUCAAAUUUUAUUUGUGCGAUGUUUUUUAAUACACUUGUUACUAAUUUUAUACUUCGUCUGCUUUUUUUGAAUGCACAAUCAGACAAACGUUUGAUUAAGAUCGAAGUAUCAAAGAAGUAAAUGUCUAUCGAAGAUAUAAAAGCUGAGAUAAAACUUUGUUUAAAAACUAUUGCAAGAAAUCGAAACAAAAACUCAUUAGUUUUUCAGUAUUGUUCAUACGAUACAGGUUAAAAAGUGCAAUAAAAUUAUUGUAAAGGGAAACUCUCGGUUUUGACAUGUAAAAAAGCGAUAUUUGUUUUAUAGAAUAACAGCAAUGCAUUGUUCUAACUUGUAACUAAAUACAAAUAAAUGAGGUGUAAAAAGAAAUUUGUUUAAAUACUUCAUACAAGUAUAGUGUCUUUUAUCAAGGUGAUAACAAGCUUAUUCCAUUUUUAUCGAGCCCGCUUACAGUGAGCUCGACUUAGUCGCCACUUUUGGCGGUUCGGUGUAUGUGCGUGCGUGUGUCCGUCCGCCCGUCUGUUCGUCCGUCCGUGCGUCCGUCCGAUUUUGUACGGACCAUAACUUUGACAUGCAUGAACCAAUCUUAUUUAUAUUUGGCAUGAAUGUUAACCUCAAAGAGAAAGAGUGUCAUAUAAAAAGUAAAUACUGCUUACAAUGUUCCUAUCUCAAAAGUCAAGGUCACAGUUGGAGGUCAAAGGUCAAAUUGAAGAAUGAGUUUCUCCGGAGCAUUUCAUCUUAGUGCAUGAUGGAAUUUUGAUGUAAUGAUCAUCAUUAUGAGACGGCGCAAGAACCAAGUCCCUAGGUCUAAGAUCAAGGUCAUACUUAGAGGUCAAAGGUCAAAUGCAAGAAUGGCCUUGUCCGAAGCAUUUCUUUUUUUAUACAUAGAGGGAUGUUGGUGUAACUAGGAUGUGAUCUAUACUUACAUUAAGUGUUUUGAAAACAUUCCGUACAACCAAAUUUAUUAUUUUCAAAUUUAAUGUGCAAUUUUAACAAUUACUAUGAUUGAACGUAUGCCAUCCACCACUUACUACGCCGAACUUUAAAACGCCACAAAUUAAGGGUCACAACUCAAGAGAAAAAUCACUGAACGAUGUACACAACUAGGUUUUUAGGAACUCGGACUUUUAACCAGUAGUAUAGGAGAAGUAGCACAGAUUGGAAAAAAGACAAACCGAAGUAAAAGUAAUGUACUUAAUUAAGGCCAUACCAAAUUGGAUCUAUGAUUAGCGUCCCUAUCUUUGUAAGCUCGACAAUUCAAAGAAUAAAGAGAGCUUACCCGCUCACCACGGCUUCGGCGUCGGUGUCACACCUUUGUUAAGUUUUUCAUACCAGUCCACAUUUUGUCAAAACCUUUUGAGAUGUAGCUUUGAAACUUUCAACACUUUUGCACCAUCACCAUAUCAAGUUUUAGGCAAGUAUUGCGACGUGAUUCCUCCAUUACAUGUAGCUAUGCAGGUGGACCAAGUCGGCCACACACUCCGUCCUCCAUGUGCCGCUUAAAACAAAUGGAAUGGCAAAUUAAAUAUUCAUUAUUACCAUCAUAGUGAUUUUCGGAAAUUACUCAGUUCAUUAUAAUUAAUAUGUUGUAAUUAUUUUAGUUUGGUUACGACUAAUGCCUCAGGUGUGCUCUCAAAAAGCAAAAGAAGUCACAUUUGCUUGAAAGUUCAAAGUUAAAGAAUCAGGAAAUAAGCUGAAUAUUUUAUUUCUAAGUCAUUCAAAUUAGCAAAAAUACUUUAACAAACAUGUAAGUUUUUAUAAACGAUUUUUAAACUGUUAAAGACGUCUAGUGCCUAAGGUAAGUAUUUAUACUCUAAAUAUCGGCAAUGCAUCUGUUUUUUAGGUAACAGUCAACUCCCCAGUGGUGUUUUUGCCACUGACCGUUCCAAGGCGGUGCCCCACUGUGUUCCUUUGUUUGUUCGUUUUGUCCUUGUGUGUUCCUUUAUUUGUUCGUUUUGUCCUUGUGUGUUGGCUGUGUGUGUGUGUGUGUGUGGUGCACGCGUCUGCGUGCUGGGGGUUUCGUUUUGAGGAGGCUGCGUUUUUGGUACAUGGCAUUCCCUGUUUGAUAUUUGUCUUUAUUUAUGAAUUUCAUUUGCAUCAUUGACGUUAUUGUUACUGCGAGAUUUUUUCUGAGCUGCCUGGUAUCAUUUUAGUCUUGUCAGAGUAGCAAACUACCGCACACUACAAAUUCUGUUUCACGAGCAAGGAGAUACA
This is a messenger RNA of Mercenaria mercenaria, 5952 nucleotides long. RefSeq names its product scavenger receptor cysteine-rich type 1 protein M130-like. Gene Ontology annotation, cellular component: membrane. NCBI's taxonomy places the organism in Eukaryota, Metazoa, Mollusca, Bivalvia, Venerida, Veneridae. Gene Ontology annotation, molecular function: calcium ion binding. The record is from RefSeq and is a predicted model, not a curated record.